GUUGAAUGGGAUGAAUGAGAAGCUUCGUGUCGAUAGAGCUGGAGAUGCCCGAGGGGUGUUCUUGGAUUUAAGCAUGCCGUCCCUGUAUCCCGUGCUGCUCCUCCUCGGAUACUUCACCGCCAAGGCACAAGAGACUGUGACUUUAACUUCAAGUUGUUGCACUUUAGCUACAGGUUCCUGCAGAUCAACUUGUGAAGAGAUUUCUCUGGUUGAUCUCGCUACAAGCAAUGAUGAUAGAUGGCGUUAUAUUACAAAACUUACAUCAUUCUGUUCUCAGCAAUUAGUUCCUUUUUGGUCAUGCAUGAAUGAAACAUUGUCUGAAAUUGAUAAAGGACAAGGCUUCUUCGGUCGUCCCUGUUGUACAUUACCGCAGUCUCAAGCCUGUAUCAUGGUCUGCCUCCAGGCUAAGGACCGGGACGAGCUCAUAUCCGCCUGCCGCCCGAGCAACGAAAUUACUUUCUACUCUUGCCUCGAGCGCCAAGAAGUGGGCCAGCAAUGCUGCAGUCGAGCUGGCAAGCCUGAGUGUGCCAGUGCCUGCAAAGAGCUCUUCGCUAGCACCACCGAGCCGUCCGUGCAACUGAGGACAUACGUGAACAAUAUGUGUGCCCACGAUCAUCCGAGUGUUGCGAAGUGUGUAAAGAACUAUACACUCCUCACUCCGGCUGAAAAUCCAGCCAGAAAUUUGCAUUGUUGCGACCGGUCCUCCAAUGCAGAUUGCCGACUGGCGUGCCGGAAUAUUCUAAGGACGCAAACAAUCGGCCAGGAGAUAGUGGACAAUCUUAUCGAUGGGGGAUGCGGUUUCCCAAUGCCACACGACAAGCUGUGGCAGUGUUUUCUAACCAAUGCCGAUUCUAACAAACCGGAGCCGAAAUCAGUCUCCCGUCUGGACAAUCUGGGAAUGGACAGUGCGAAACUCCAGUGCUGCUUUCGGGCGGCCACGAUGACGUGUCAAAGAUUAUGCAUCAAGACGUACAGCAACGAAUGGGAGGAAACUUGGGGGGAUUUUGAUCGUCAAUGUCAAUACCAACUGGCAGAAUCUCCUAUGCUGCGUUGUUUGGCUGAAGUGGAAGAACCUUGUGAGCUGGGUUGUGAGGGAUUGAGCUACUGCACUAACUUCAACCACCGCCCCACCGAGCUGUUCAGGAAUUGCGACAGCCGUACCGACCAAGCCGCCAAGCAUGACGUCGAUUUGUGGCAACAGGGCAUCAUACGCAUGCCUACGGUUGACAUUCCUGUCUUGGAUAUUUCCACCUGUUACCCGGAAACAUGGAAGGCCAUUGCAUGCGCCUUGCAGAUCAAGCCUUGCCAAUCAAAGGCUCAUGCCAACAUGAUAUGCAGAGAUGAUUGCAUCAAGAUUUUAAGCAACUGUGUUGAUCGUAGCAGGCUUCUAGAAGGGCAGACUCCAUCCACUCUCUGCGAUGUCCUUUCACCCCCUGGGAUAACAUCGCCCUGCAUAUCCUUGGCUCCUUUCUUAGGGGAGAGCAAAUACACGCAAACUGCAGCUGAUGUAACGCACCCCUGCAAGGCGAGCACCUGCGCCACUAACGAGGUGUGCCUAGUAAACAGAAGCUGCGACUAUGGGGAGCCUUGUGUGCCUUUCGUCUGCGUACCAGGUUGUCGCAUGGGAGCUGUAUCGCAACUGGUUGUGCCUUCUGGAACGUAUACCCAGAUACCAAGGCUGUUCAAGGGCAAGCACUGCAAUUCAGUUUGUUACUGCAAUAAACAAGGAAUGAUCGACAAUUGCGUAGCCAUGCCCUGUAUCAGCAAGAACCACUGCACAGUUCUUGGAAAAGAAAUUCCUCAUCAAGGACAAUAUAUUGGCAAUUGCACUAUCUGCUUUUGCUUUGCUGGAGAACUAAGAUGUGCGAGGACCUGCCCCAAAGAGUCUUUUGCGGACAUGGAACUAAUAUCUGGUCCUUUAUGUACUUGCUCCCAAUACUAUUCCCCGGUCUGUGGUUUGAAUGGAAAGACUUAUACCAACCCCUGUGUUGCGAGAUGCGCAGGAUUGAAGGAAUCUCAUUUUCGUCCUGGAUCUUGCUUCGAAAUGGAUCCGUGCAAAAAUGUUACGUGUGGGAAUAAAAAGAAAUGCGUUGUUCGAAGACAAGUUUGCCUCAGCUUGAAGAAGAAAUGCUCCCAAUACAUAUGUGUAAACAAAGACAACUGUGAAGAUAAACCCUAUUCUCCUGUCUGUGAUACGGAAAAUGACGAACACCCCAACGUCUGCCUGCUUUUGCAAAAGAAAAGAACUCUGGCUUAUUUUGGAAAAUGCUUGAAUACUUGCCAGAGGAAAGGUCAAGUGUGCGGACACGACGGUCGGGAGUACUGGAGUGAGUGUGCUGCCCAGUCUGAAAAGAUGUCCAUCGACUACCGAGGAUCUUGUGUCAAACGACAACCAACACCUGGUGAUAAAAAUGGGUGUUCUGCCGUUUUCUGUCAGCCUCUUCCUUCAGAAUUUUGCAGUGGAAUAAUACCGCCUAACUCAUGUUGUCCUAUUUGUGGAGUUGCUAUCAAACUGACAUACAGUCAGCGUCUUCUAGACCAGGUGGUGGAGGCCAUACAUUCGAUGGAGCCAGUAACCAUCGCCAAAGUGGGCCAAAAGCUGCAGGAGCACAUCAAGACGGCCGAGUGCGAUGUCAGCACUUAUUUGGACGAGGACUUCACGAUUGUGGCACUCAUUACUCCCAACAUUCCACGGCCCUCUCUCCUACAGAUCGAGGCAUGCUUCCAAGAAGCCUUGAAGCUGCAAGCCCUGGUGGAACAGAGAAGCCCUACCCUAGUCACGGAAGUACCUUUAUCAGCAUUGACAGGUAGUUAUAUCGUGCAACCCAGUCUAAGCAGCCAGAACUCCGGUUCUGUGAUCUUAUUCAAUGUCUUUCUCCAACUUGCAGUUGCUCUGUUGGCAUUGAGAACACUAAUGGCUGGUAAUGUAACGUAGAAAUUUUUGCAAAUGGCAAGGAUGUAAAAUAUACCGAUAAAUACCGGGCAGAAUGCAAAUAUAAGGUAUCUUUGUAAAUGUUACUAAUCGGUGAAAAAUAUUAGAAUGAGAAAAUCGCCAAGUUUCUCGUCGCACAAGUAUAAUGGCCAUUAUUAGAGAAUAAUAUUUUGGGAUAGUUCUUCCUUCCGUGUAAGAGAUGAUAUUUGAAACCAUAUGAACCUCGAUAUCGCUGUUCAAGCAGUACAGUUCAUUGUUGAGAUUCUAAUCAAAUUCAGAAUUUUAUUUGGUGAAGAUUUGCUUUUAUAUACAAUUCCUGUAAAAUUAUUCUAUACUGAAAAUGAAUAUUUACUGCAGACACUGAAUACUGAAUGCUACACACUGAAAUGCUGUUGAUACUCAGUGCUAUUAUAAUGUAUAAUAUCUUAUAAUUUGGUUGAUUGUGAAUUCUUAGCACUUCUUUUUAGAAAACAGUGAAUCUUCAGUGAUCUGGAUUUAGAAACGCAAAUUGUUUUCAGACCUUCAAUUUUUAUGUUACUAUAAAAUGUAGUGAGAUUGCCCCAAGUCUGAUAAAAAUCUGGCGACACAGUGUUUUACCCCCCCCCUCUUCAAAACUUAAGUGUUUUACUGAAUAACACUGAAAAUUAGAUAACCUGACAGAAAUUGCUGACAAUUUAAAAAAACUGACAACUUUUGUUAUUAUCUAGUAAGGUGUUGCCAUAAUUUCACUUCGUUUUAUACAGUUUGAAUUUCGUUUUCGCCAGGCGUAAUAAAAAUCCACUUGUACUCUGGCUUAGUUGUGAAAAAUAUGAAAUUCAAAAAAAAAAAAAAAAUCCUUUUCUUAAUCCAGAAAACAUAUAAGCUGAGGAAACAAUUAUAUUUUCACUUAUUUUUCUAAAUAUAUAUAUAUAAAAAAUGUGAUAUAUAUUUUCAACCAAAAAAGACGAAACAUUGUUUACACUGGAAUGCGAUGAAACUGGAAGCGUACAAGUGAAUUUAAUCUAUUGUCUUACACUGAUUUUUUUCAUCAGUUUAUGUCAUAAAUCGUGUGAUCAAUCAUCAUCAUUAUUCAUUGGAAACAAAGGUAUAUUUGCAAUUUUUUUUAGAAACGAGAUAUUCGCGUGUUCGAAUAUAGUGCCUUUAUGUAAACAUUAUGCCGCUGUUGAAAUAUUGUAGGAUUUGAUGAAGUUGAAGAUAUUCUUGUUGUCUCUAUAGGAAUACUUUUAUAUCACUCCAAGGUGAGUGUCUAGUAUGCAAUAUUAUAGUACCAUCACACAUAACAUCAAAAGAAUAUAUAUAUAUAUAUAUAUCUUUUAUUUAUCUUUCGAUGUAUUUAUUCAUAUGAAAUUGUGCGUGGUACCUUCAGAGCUAUUGAAUUUCUUGCAAUGUUUUUUUUUAAAUCUCAAAGUUUGCCUGUUUUAUUUGUCCAAGAUAUCGAGAAUCAACGAACAGGCAUUAAUUAAGAAGUUUUAAAAAUGUAUUUUAAUAUCUAUUGAAACGCAGCCUUUUUCUUUAGUGAGGAGCUACCUUUGUAUAUAACUGCAGCGGAUCUCAAUGAAUGAAUUCACUAGACACUGAUUAAUUUUUGAAAUUUUCAAUAGAAUCAAG
Messenger RNA from Argiope bruennichi, 4540 nucleotides. RefSeq names its product reversion-inducing cysteine-rich protein with Kazal motifs-like. Gene Ontology annotation, molecular function: protein binding; metalloendopeptidase inhibitor activity. Gene Ontology annotation, biological process: extracellular matrix organization. The transcript has 22 exons. The coding region runs from base 11 to 2935 and encodes 974 amino acids. Lineage: Eukaryota; Metazoa; Arthropoda; Arachnida; Araneae; Araneidae. Gene Ontology annotation, cellular component: plasma membrane. The record is from RefSeq and is a predicted model, not a curated record.